Ostreobium quekettii is the source of this 303-nucleotide messenger RNA. The record is from the annotation of a GenBank genome assembly. NCBI's taxonomy places the organism in Eukaryota, Viridiplantae, Chlorophyta, Ulvophyceae, Bryopsidales, Ostreobiaceae.
AUGACGGGCCGACCCCGGCGCUCCUUCCGCAAGCAAGUCGGGGAUUACUACCUUGGGCGCACGAUCGGAGAGGGCGCCUACGCCAAGGUGAAGUACGGGGAGCAUGUGCGGACCGGGGAGAGGGUGGCGAUCAAGGUGAGAAUGGCGAAAGGGGAGUGUUCGGAACCUGCAAGGCGCUGGCGGUGGGCGCGGGCUGCGGGGCAAUGGGCGCACGGGCAGACUUCUGCGCGCGGGGCCAUUUGGGCGGCCUCGGGGUCGCCCAGGGAUUUGUCCCAGUACUUUAUGCGCUUUGUGGGGCAUUGA